Acinonyx jubatus (cheetah) is the source of this 3508-nucleotide messenger RNA. RefSeq names its product family with sequence similarity 81 member A (gene FAM81A). Lineage: Eukaryota; Metazoa; Chordata; Mammalia; Carnivora; Felidae. The record is from RefSeq and is a predicted model, not a curated record. The transcript is spliced from 9 exons. Bases 160 to 1293 code for a protein of 377 amino acids.
GGCGCGCGCUGAUUGGACGGCGCUCCCCGCGGCGCGGGCCCGCAGCCGGGCGCCCCGCACAGCCCGCGCCAGCGGCCGCCGCACCCAGCCGCGCCGGCGAGGACAUGGGCAGCCGCGGCGCGCCGGCCCCCCGCGCCGAUGUGAAUUAUUAAAAAGAAAAUGGCCCGAUGGUGCCCUGUAUUUCCUUCUCUCGUCACCGAGGAAAGGCGAGUUAGAACCAUGCCCCGACACAGCCAGUCCCUGACCAUGGCACCCUACUCAUCUGUAAGCCUAGUGGAACAACUGGAAGAUAGAAUCCUCUGCCACGAGAAAACAACCGCUGCCCUUGUGGAGCACGCCUUCAGGAUUAAAGACGACAUUGUCAGCAGUUUGCAGAAAAUGCAAAACAAAGGGGGAGGUGACCGCCUGGCCAGGCUUUUCUUGGAGGAGCACAUCAGAAACAUCACUGCCAUAGUGAAGCAACUCAAUCGGGAUAUUGAGGUACUCCAGGAACAGAUCCGGGCCCGGGACAACAUCAGCUAUGGAACUAAUUCUGCCUUAAAGACUCUGGAGAUGCGUCAGCUCUCUGGUUUGGGAGACCUUCGGGGGAGAGUGGCAAGGUGUGACGCCAGCAUAGCCAGACUCUCUGCAGAGCACAAAACGACUUAUGAGGGGCUCCAGCACCUGAACAAAGAACAGCAAGCUGCCAAACUUAUCUUGGAAACAAAAAUCAAAGACGCAGAGGGGCAGAUUUCUCAGCUUUUGAACAGAGUGGACUUGUCGAUAUCAGAGCAAAGCACCAAACUGAAGAUGUCCCACAGAGACAGUAACCACCAGCUGCAGCUUUUGGAUACGAAAUUUAAAGGUACGAUUGAGGAGCUCAGUAAUGAGAUUUUAUCUGCACGGAAUUGGUUGCAACAGGAACAAGAACGGAUAGAAAAAGAACUUUUACAGAAAAUCGAUCAGCUUUCCUUGGUUGUUAAGGAAAACAGUGGAGCCAGUGAAAGGGACAUGGAGAAGAAGCUGAGCCAGAUGUCAGCCAGACUUGACAAAAUAGAAGAGAGUCAGAAGAAGAAUAUGGAGGUGCAGAGAACAAAACAGGAAGAGGAGAAGGUUCAUGGGCGCAUCAGCAAGCUGGAGUUACAGAUGAAUGAGGACAUGAAGGAAAUGAAGGCAGAAGUUGACGCUGGGUUUACAGCCAUCUAUGAAAGUAUAGGAUCCCUCAGGCAAGUUCUUGAAGCCAAGAUGAAGUUGGACAAGGACCAGCUGCAGAAGCAAAUCCAACAGAUGCAGAAGCCAGAAGGUCCCAUGUGAAGGGGGCUGGGACAAGGACCUCAAACGUGGUUUUGCUCGUGGGGCUAGAGCUAGAUACCUGUGUAGCCAGGCUGUCACUGCAUUCGGGAUUGUUCUACUCAUGGCGUGCAUGUGCCAAGAAAUGUGUUUUCAUGGGUCUAAGCGUUUACCUUGAGUCUCAAAAACACUUUUUUUAAAAGUAUGAAAUACAACUUUUACCACUUUAUUCCACUUCUCUAAAUUCAAUGGAAUAUCCUCCCUGCCCCUGGAUUUUGAAAGGCUUUUUUCCCCUUCAUUUUAUGAAUGAAAAGACUUAACUUUCCUUCAAUGCUUGACGCUCUAGCCAAGACUUUACUAUUUUGAAAAAUGUCAUGGUGAUUUUUUUAAAAUUAAGAAACUAAUGAAUUAUCACAGGAAUGUGUUUCUCCUUACCCUAAAUUAAGAGAAUGUCCUGGUAGAUUAGAAUUCAACCUUUUAGUCCAUAUUUGGAUUUUAUGAUUGUUAUCUGUGCAUUUCUUAUAAGGUUAUCUUCUUGUAAAUCUUCUGUCUUUUGUAGAGACAAGGGAUUUAACAUUUGGAAACCCACUUCAUCAUUUACUUGAUGAAAAAAGCUUAAAAAUUGAUAACUGCCAUAUACAUUGCAGAUUAAAAUGAAAACUUAAGACAAUUAUCUAGAUAAUGCAAGGCACAAUAUCUACAGUGACCACCUAAUUAAGCCAGGUUUUAAUAUUGAAAACUUUUUUCAACUAUCCACAGCCUGUAUAGUGAUAGCCAUAUAUUUAAUAAUGGAAUGGUGGUUGAUAGUCUGUUUAUUGCACAAUUAAUCGUUUGUUAAUCAUAAUAGGAUGUGAGAAUUUUUCAGGCUUUAUGAUCUCCUCUCUAAAUGUUUCCAAAAUUGGCACAAAGUGCUAAGGUUUAUAUACACUUAUUGUAACUGUAUUCUUGUGCCUUGGUUUUACCACGUCAAUGCACUGUAUCCUAUAAAAGUUUUACAGACAAAAUAGAAGGCAUGAUAAUACAUCAGAAUUAUGAUGUAAAAAUGGGAUCCUUUGUAAUUUUUAAAUGUUCUGAAAAUUUUAUCACUGUUAAGACAUUAGUCAUUCAGUAUUAUUAAUGGAAUAGAAAUUCAUACUUUUGUAUGGACAGAGAAUCAAAUUGAUAUUGCAUUUAUAACACUGUCAAGAACCUUUCAUUUUGAGCAGCUUUGUAGAGGAUGGGUGUUUUAUUUUCAAUCUCCAUAUUUGACUAGUCAUUGAAAAUUGGUGCCAGUGAAGUUGUUGACCCGUGGAUGUAAAACCUGAUGGUGAGACACACACUGUCCUAAACUGUGAGGGUGCCCAGGAAAAGGAAGACCAUUCUUGAAGAUUUAAAAAAAAAAAAAUUGUGUUUUGUUGUUUGCCAAGGACUCAGGAAAAUUAAAGCAUUUUCUAUUUUUAGGAUAACUCAUAAAUGAAUUAUAUAACUGGCUAUUACUGUUUACCCAUAUAAAAUAUGCUGCUACACUACACAGUAUUUUACCUUCUUUGGCUUGACAAAAAAAUGUUUUUUUAAUUAGACCUGAGGAAUCAUCUAAGGAAUGUGUCAUCCAACACGUAUUUCCUUAUUUUGUCACAAACCUUUGCAUCUCUCUCUAUAGGAAGACUAUUUCCACUUGACAAUGAAAAAAAAAAAGGUUAGUGCUCAUUUGCAACCAGAAAGUGAAUUUCUUUCUGUGAUAGAAUAACCACAUUUAGUACAGUUUCCCCUGUUUAUGCACAAGCCACAGCACAGAGAAUCACGCGUCCUCCGGUGUCUCUCUCCUCUGCCGUCUCUGAGGAGGAAGAGUCAGCACAUGUGACACUUGGGAAGAGGGACGGGGGGGCCAGCUGGACUUGGGUUGUGGGGUGACGUGAGCAGGCGACGGUUGGAUGUCCGCUGGAAUUGCUUGGGUGCUCCUGAUGCUGCCAAGCUCAGGCCAUGAGCUCCAGCAGGGUCCCCCACCCUGGCCACAUGUUGGAAUCACCCGCAGAGUUCAAAAAGCUAUUGAUGCCUGGGCUGCCCCCCUAGACCAAUUAAGCCAGAACCUCUGGGAGGAGGGAGGCAGACAUCAGUAAGGUGUCAAAGGCCCCCUGGUGAUUCAAAGGCCGCUGAGGUUGUAAGCCACUGAGCUACAGCGUGCUCUUAUGACCAAAGUUUAAAUGAGGAUCAGCUUCCGUGUUCUUUCCUUUACCAGAAAUUUGCAAUAAAAAGAAUAAAA